UUUAAUACUUCUAUCCCGUACAGGUCGCGCGCCUUGUCGUCUUAUCAGUAAUAGUAAAAAACAAAAGAAAUAUAAUAAACGAUAAUUAUAUAAUAAGAUUGAUCCGUGAAAACAAAUAUUUGUAUUUUGUGACUUGUUGUAUAUCCUUGGUUCACCGUAGAGUACUCGUCCCGAGUCAUGAGCACCACCAACGUCCACGGGAUUACCGAACACAUUGCUACACGGAAGUGAUGAAGGGGAUAUUAUGGCAAUCAAUUUCUCAGCAUCAUUUGCAGCAUGUCUGGCAGCAGGUCUCAAAGUUCCUCGGAAUUUUAUGUACUGCAUUGCCCAAGAGAAUGGUGCUCCAUAUGUUAUAUACAACAAAGAUGGCCACCAUCAACAAGGGCCGAACAGCAGUAAUGGUCAAUGGGGUCCAGGGCCUUCACAAAACGGUUAUCCAGCUCUUGUAUCAUCUCAACACGAACCAGCUGAACAAUCAACUGAACAAGCAUCUCAAUCAACGAUUGCUUCACCUAUACCAUCACCAUACCCUAAUACCAAUCAUUCAAUUCAAGGUUCUGGAAAUGGCGGAGAAGAUGAAACACCACCAGAAGACAGUGUUGUUGAAUCUGAUCGAACCCAACCAGGCCAUUAUGGUCCGGCUGACCCUUCUAACUACUAUUCUGGUGUGAGAGGCGGCCCUCCACAUAUGUUGAGUCCAUCAAGUUUUAUGUCUUAUUUAAAACAGCCUGGUGUCAUGUUAACUCCACUAAAUCCAGCAGAAGCAUCUGGUGAUUUUCCUAAUAUGCCAGACCUUAUUCACCAACAACAAGAAGCAUCGGGGAAAAAAGGUUCUGAUCUGCGUCUAUUCAAAUGUCUUUCUUGUGGCAAAGAUUUUAAACAAAAGGCUACACUAAUGCAACACGAGCGAAUUCAUACUGAUUCAAGACCAUUUGUGUGCAGUGAUUGUGGUAAACGGUUUCGUCAACAGUCUCAUCUUACGCAGCAUGUGCGUAUACAUGCUAAUGAAAAACCAUUUGUAUGUGUUUACUGUGAGCGAACCUUCAGACAGCGAGCAAUCCUUAACCAGCAUCUACGGAUUCAUUCGGGUGAGAAACCGUACGGGUGUGGAGACUGCGGCAAGGCGUUUCGGCAGAAAGCCAUCCUGAACCAGCAUGUCCGCACUCACCAAGAUGUGGGCCCACACUUAGUUUAUAAAAAUGGGCAACUUUGGCCACAAGAUGUGCCAUUGCCACAAUCUAAAAGUGGACAAUAUGAUUCAAAUGAUCCGUGUUUUUCGCCAGAAAAUGCUCCUCAGUUCCCUGCAUAUUUUAAAGAUGCCAAAGGCGUUGUACAUGAAAUUUUUGGCCAGGCUGGUAAAAGUCUACCUGAUGUAAUCCAACAUGGUCGUAGUGCUGGUAUGCCACUUUAUGUUCGUUGUCCAAUUUGUAAUAAAGAAUUUAAACAGAAGUCUACUUUACUUCAGCAUGGUUGCAUUCAUAUAGAAUCUCGACCUUACCCUUGUGUUGAGUGUGGUAAACGAUUUCGACAACAAUCACACCUUACCCAACAUCUACGUAUACAUUCAAAUGAAAAACCGUUUACGUGCAUUUAUUGUGGACGGAAUUUCAGACAACGCACUAUACUAAAUCAACAUUUACGUAUACAUACCGGUGAGAAACCAUAUAAAUGUUUGCAAUGCGGAAAGGAUUUCAGGCAAAAAGCCAUUCUUGAUCAACACACAAGAACUCAUCAAGGAGAAAGGCCAUUUUGCUGUCCAAUGCCAAAUUGUCGUCGUCGGUUUGGUACUGAACAGGAAGUAAAACGUCACAUUGAUAACCAUAUGAACCCUCAUGCUAAUAAGCGUAGAUCCGAUAGUGGCAAACCAGGCAGGCCACCACACUUAAAUACCAUACUCAACCAACCAUCUGGCAUAGUGAAACCUGAGUUGUACUUCCCUCAGUGUUAUGGAAUGCCUUCACCUUUUGCAAACCACCAUCAUCCCCAACAAAGUUUUGUGUCUUCUUCUCCGGUUAAUCAUGUUCCUCCACCUCCAUCAGAAUUUAAAGAUGCAAGAACAGUAGUUAACAAUACGACAGAUUUUAAGUCACCUGCAAACCUAACAACUGCUGCACCAAUAGCAGUUGUUCAAUAAAAUUUGAGUUAAAUUAAAGUGUAUGGUUACUUGUCAAUUAUGGUUAGUAUAUAAAAGUGGUGAAUGUGAUAUAUUCUGAACCUUUUGAAUGGAUAAUUGAUUAUUUUUGUUAAUGACAAAACAGAUUUAGUCCGUAAAACAUUAGUUGUGGGAAGUUAUUUGUCAAAAAGACUUAAUUCCUUGCGUUACCAUGUUGUUCUCUCUAAAAUAUUCUUAACUAAUACAUGUUACCAAUAAAAUAUAACACAUAAUACUAUGGUCAUGUCUGUUGUAUAUAGUCUUAACAGAUUUAAAUUAAUGACAUAUUUAAAUAUUUUUUCCUUAACAUUUUUAAUUUUGUUAUAGAAUUUUAAUUUUUUGUUAUUUUUCUUCAUAUUUUAUGUUUUUUUUUUCGAUAGACUAAAAUUUUACCUUACACUUCAAAAAUAUGUCUUAAUAUCUUUAUUACCCUAUUGGAUAACUAUUAUUAUAGUCUUAAAUUUAAAGUUCAACUAAAAAUAUAAAUUAUCUGACUAUUCAAAUAACUUAAUGUUAAAAGUAUGUAUAAAUACUAAAUAGAUACUUAUUUUUGUACUCUCAUUGUUAAUUCAAUAGUCGUUCUUAUUGAAAAAAAAAUAGGAUAAAGGAAAUUUUAUUCAUAAUAAUCAUACUCCUGCUAAUAUUGUCUAUGUUAAAAUUAAAAUAAUUAAGACUUUAUUAGUCUAUUCUUUUUUUCCAAAAUUAUUAUAUGUACUGUUUUGCUCAUUAAUUUAAUAACCUGAUGGAAUUAGUAGACUUUGCUAACUAUGCAUGUAUCUUUAAACCAAGAAAAAUGUAUGCUAUUCAGUAUGUUUUUUGUAUGAUCAUAUUUUUAUUUCCCGUUUAUAUGAAUGUUUUGUACAUAUGAUGAAAAAAAUAGAUUAAACAGACAUUAAAAUGUACAUAUUAUUAUGAAUGUAUACGUUUAAGAGGUUAUAACUAUUUUAAAAAUAAGAUUUUUUAAUAUUUAUUAUUUAAAAUUAGAAUAGCCCUACGAUAUAUAGGGAAAUUUAUUUAUUUUUUUUACCUACCAAAUUUGUUAAACCACAAGUUAUAAUGUGAUUUGUCUGAAAAAAUGCAUAUU
Messenger RNA from Rhopalosiphum maidis (corn leaf aphid), 3236 nucleotides. Its product is annotated as zinc finger protein 12-like. The transcript is spliced from 6 exons. NCBI's taxonomy places the organism in Eukaryota, Metazoa, Arthropoda, Insecta, Hemiptera, Aphididae. The record is from RefSeq and is a predicted model, not a curated record. Gene Ontology annotation, biological process: regulation of transcription by RNA polymerase II. Bases 245 to 2134 code for a protein of 629 amino acids. Gene Ontology annotation, molecular function: RNA polymerase II cis-regulatory region sequence-specific DNA binding; DNA-binding transcription factor activity, RNA polymerase II-specific. Gene Ontology annotation, cellular component: nucleus.